This is a messenger RNA of Hypoxylon trugodes, 968 nucleotides long. RefSeq lists its product as uncharacterized. Gene Ontology annotation, cellular component: DASH complex; mitotic spindle. The record is from RefSeq and is a predicted model, not a curated record. Lineage: Eukaryota; Fungi; Ascomycota; Sordariomycetes; Xylariales; Hypoxylaceae. The transcript has 2 exons. Gene Ontology annotation, biological process: mitotic cell cycle. Bases 109 to 846 code for a protein of 245 amino acids.
UACCCCGCCAAUCAUCGCAUCACAAAGUUAGACCCCUCAGUACCUAUCUAAGUAUUGGUCUUCGUCAUACAAAAGAUUGUUUCUACUUCCCUUCUUCCCCACGUCACAAUGUCCGGCCAUCAAGACGAUUCCGAUCACGAAGACCUCUUCGCCUCACCAUCCAAAAAAUCUACUACCCCCAGAGACCAACCAGUACGAUCCACAACUCCAUCAAAUCCCCCGCCCAAUCGCUACGAUGACCCAGAAGAACUGCGCGAAGCCAAUCUCCGACGAGAACUCGAAGGCGUGCGAAACAUCAACGAGUUGAUCGAGGGGGUAGUCGGGACCUUGGAACGAGCAAAGGGCAACAUGCAUACCGUCUCCGCAACCGUAACAACAGCCUCAACCCUGUUAAACACCUGGACACGCAUCCUCUCGCAAACCGAGCACAACCAACGUCUCCUCCUAAACCCCAACUGGAAAGGCGCAUCCCAAGACCUCGCCGACGUCGAAGCCGAAACCUUAGCCAAGCAACGCGAAGCCGAACAACGCGCCGCGGAUACCGAACGCCGUCGCGCGGAAGCCAGACGCCGCGCUGAGGAGGAAGCGCGACAGCGCGAGGCCGCGGCUAAUGCUACGAGCUCGACGCGUGGGGCUAGUGCUAGGGGGAGGUUGAGGAGUAGUGGAAGUGUGAGGGGGAGGGCUGGACGUGGGACUACGGGAGCGGGGAGAGGGUCGUAUGGGGGUAGUACGACGACGAGUAGACCUAGCUCGGCUGCGGAUACGAGUACGGCGAGUGGAAGGGGAACUUCGGGGAUUGGGAGGGGGUUUUUGAGGGGGAAGUCGAGAGGACCGAGGGGGUAUUAGGGAUGAAGAUUUGUCGAAUGAUGAGAUGAACACGACUAGAUGAUUGGGAGCUUGAUGAUUCGAGCCAUUGCUAUUAUCUAUACACAACGAUAAAUGGCACAUAUCCCGAUGCCCACCCCGGA